Molecule: messenger RNA, 6642 nt
Organism: Rhizoctonia solani
Lineage: Eukaryota; Fungi; Basidiomycota; Agaricomycetes; Cantharellales; Ceratobasidiaceae
Product: E3 ubiquitin-protein ligase UBR1
Exons: 16
Coding region: 1-6642 (2213 amino acids)
Biological process (GO): transcription elongation by RNA polymerase II; protein ubiquitination; ubiquitin-dependent protein catabolic process via the N-end rule pathway
Cellular component (GO): ubiquitin ligase complex; transcription elongation factor complex; cytoplasm
Molecular function (GO): zinc ion binding; ubiquitin protein ligase activity
Source: RefSeq, a predicted model, not a curated record
AUGAACUUUACGAGGUUCCUUGGAAUAAGUCAGGGAACACGCCCUAAUGACCCCCUGGCCAGACUCCGGUUCGCGUUGGAGACUAUGCCAGGUAGCCGCAAACACGUGUUCUCGAAUGGCACAAGAGCCGAUGUACUUAAAGAGCUCUAUGAUGCUAUGUGGGGAAAUUAUUCACAUUUAUUCGUCACCUGGGGAGCACCCCUGGCACCAGACGUCCUAUUAGGUGACGCACAACGGGAGAACAUUCCCGGAGUCGACGAUCUUCCUAUUCCUGGACGAGGAUGUGGUCAUAUAUUCAAGCGUGGAGAGAGUUGCUUCAGAUGCAGAGAUUGUGGGCUGGACGAUAGCACUGUAAUGUGCGCCCGAUGUUUUCAUGCCACGGACCACACCUCCCAUAAUAUCUCUUUCUCUGUUACUCAGCACCCCGGAGGAUGUUGCGAUUGUGGGGACCCCGAAGCGUGGUCCGUUCCUCUAAAUUGCCCACGCCACCCUCCAGCCCAAACACCAUCUACCACUCAACCUUAUACCCACUUUCCUCCAAAGCCGAGAGACAGGCCCCGUACAAAUGUUCCGCCGGAGCUGAGAGACAGUUUGGCCAGAACGAUUGGAUACGCUUUGGAUUUCCUGUUGGAUACCUUGGAUUUCUCACCCGACGAGGCAGCUCCACCCGCCGAGGCCGAGCUUGGACGACAUCCUACUGCAGACCCAACACCUACUGACCGGUUCUCGGUUAUCCUUUGGAACGACGAGAAGCAUUCCUUUGACGAAGUUAUACACCAUUUGGUCGUUACUACCGGGAUGUCGCAAAUCGAGGCCGUGCAAACCGCGAACAAAGUAGACCAGGAAGGGCGAGAUAUUAUUCGCACUGGAGAAGACGUGAACCAAUUGCUUAAGAUUGCUGACAGCAUCAAUUUAAUUGAUAUUGGGGUAACAGUCCGGCGCGCGUAUGACACUUUCAGGGAACAAGUGGCUGCUGUUAUUCUGGAGUGGCUCCUAGAUCUUACUAGCGCACGAAUCGGACCAGAUGGUACUGUCUUGCGAGAAAUUGUUGCAACCGAGCUAUUUGCCCCCCGGAAAAAGGAUACUAGCUCCUUAUCGAGUAGUCCUGAUGCCUCGAGGGUUUAUGCGGAGCUCAAAGAUCCUGCACGAAUUGAUUGGUUGUUCUUGUACCAUACGAGAUUAUGGAAGCGCCCCAGGCUACAUUUGAAACAAAUCUAUGUGUCGGUCUUGACGUUGAGCCACGAACACAAACUGACAGUUGCCACGCAUUUUGCAGCAGUCUAUCAUCGGAUAGUAGACGCUUACCUUCUCGUCGAUCGCGAAGUUGAAACUUCAAUCAAAUACUUUGCGGUGCAGCUAUUCACUGUCCCAUCUGUUGCGGGAUACAUUGUCAAGCAUAACAAUCUACUCCCUCGGAUUCUCUCCCUUCUCACAGCUUUCUUCACCAAUCAAAUCGACGAGAAACGCAUCAGACCACUUCAACCAGGCCAGCCGAUUCCGGCACUCGACAUAGAAUCGUUCCCAUUCAGGAGUAAACGGAUUACGAGUGUAUUCAAUGAUUUGAGGUACCUUGUCUCCACUCCACCCGUCCAACUUCACGUGGCGACCAGCCAAGAGCCUUUGAUCCACGUAUUGAAACUUUGCAAGUUAUUCUUUGGCGCAAACGCACAGAGGAGAGCCGCCUCUUCCCAUGUGGAGUACGAAACCGACGCUUGGAUCAGUGUGUUCAACGCUUCACUUUCCCUCGUGAGGAUAGUCCGCGCUGUGGGCGAGGCCUUCCAAAAAGGUUCGACUUCGGAUCUUGUCCGCGCUAUCGAAACAGUCACCCAUCAUAUAUUGGUCAUUUGCACACUCUCUGAACCACAUCUCGACCCGUCUAAAUAUUCUGUAAAGUGGCACCAAGUCCAGCUCGGGUCUAAGGAAUACCAGGUGUUGCAGUUUGACGUAGCGAGCGAAUGGGUCAGCUUCCACCACUCGUUGCAUUGGUUGUUGGCCGAGUUGCUCAAGCAUGAAGAAUUGCUCGAGGAAGACAAGCUGAAGAGUGUCAAAGGUUUAACCGAGCCCACGUUGAGAGGAGUGGUUUUGAAGAAUAUGAGUCCCAAGGGUGCAUUGACUGUACUAGAUUUCCCUCUUAGGGUCAUUGCAAUGGUCGCUCAAAUCAGAUGCGGUCUCUGGGUUCGGAAUGGUUUUGCUAUCAGAGGCCAAUUACUGCACUACCGAGAUUUCAUGCUUCGUGAACUAUGCUACGACUCGGAUGUCUUUCUUCUCCAGGCGUUCUUAACGAUACUCGACCCAGAUCUUGUACUCGUCACAACACUCGAUCGAUUCGGCUUGCUCGAAUACUUUAACGGCGCUCUUACCCACCCUCUCUACGAUAGUGUAGCUCUACCGGCAAUGGUCGAAGAGUAUCUCUAUGUCCUUAUCACCGUUCUUUCUGAACACUCUCGCACCACCCCCGUUAGACGCGAAAUAGUACAUGGUCUAGCUCUAGGGCCAUGCUCAUAUACCGAACUCACAAAACGCGUCGCUGAGCGACUGGCAGACGAGUCCGCUUUUGAUGCUGCAUUACGGAGCGUCGCCAAUUUCGAUUCCAACCAAGGGAAAUACGAACUACGUACCGAGUGCUACGAUGAAGUCAACCCAUUCUUCUUCCAUUACACUCGUAACAGGCGAGAGGAAGUCGACCUUAUCCUUCGUAAACGACUCGACCCCAAGAACCCUGGUCAAGCUAUUAUCGAACCCCGACCAUUGGGUCUUGAAUCUGGCCCAUAUGUUGGAUUGACGAACCUCUGGGAACGAGAAACCUUACUCCGAAUUGUAUACUUUUCGCUCUGGGGUAUGGUUGGGAUCUUGGAACGCGCUGGACCGACGCCUCCUCCUUCAGCAGAUGCGGUCCUUGAUCAGAGCUUGCACCUUAUUAUGCUUGGGAUUGUCGAACAACCUGUCCGAUGGGCUCGACUUGCUGCUGAGACCAAGAUUUCCGAUCCGGAAACUAACAACGAACAGACGCUGAUCGAGCUGCUAUGUUCUUUGGAGAAUAAAGAGCGGUUUAAGCCCCUUGAAGCACGGGUUGGUUGGUGCCUUGACAAGUUCAUGGCCCACAUCCCAGAAGCUAUCCAAGCACAUCGGGUAGUCAAAGAAGACACUGUGUCCGCCGAGGACCGCGAAAGGGCCAAGAAAGCAGCCGCUCGUGCUCGUCAAGACGCUAUCAUGAAACAAUUCGCGGCCGCCCAGAAGACAUUCCUCGAGACCAACUCGUUCGAUGGCGAAAGCGAUGAAGACGAGGAUGAAGACCUGCCUGCGCCCGAGAACGGGGGCGGUGGAUUCGGGAGUUGCAUUGUUUGCCAAGAGGAACUCCGGGCCGGUGCAGGACAGAGACCAUUUGGAGCUUUAUGUUUCGUUCAGCCGAGUCGGAUGGUUCGAGUCGUACGCCGUCUCGGAGGAAAGGUACUUGAAGAAAGUUUACAAGCACCGAUAUCACUCGAUAGGCCCUCAGAGGAGCCCAAAGCCGACCAUAAGGGCAAGGGCAAAGCAAGUGACAGGCCCGCCGGGAUACUCGAGGGUUGGACCAACACGGAUACCAAAUUCGGGCUCGUAGCUCAGGCGUGCGGCCAUAUGAUGCAUCAUGAAUGUUUCUCGAUUUACUCGCAAUCGGUCGAACAGAGGCAUGCACAGCAAAACACGCGGAACCACGCGGAAAACACGGGCCGGAUGGAGUACAUUUGUCCCCUUUGCAAAAGUCUCGGGAAUGCACUCGUACCCGUUGAAGGGUCCUUGUUUGCAUCGCAAGGCGCGGCAGAACGCCUUCCACCCCUUCCAGAAUGGCUUCGCCUUGUUCGAGUCGAGCUUCUUCGUCCGAAUUCUAACUACGGCCAACGUGCGCAUUUGCAGUCUGAUGACGAUGGCGCGCCCGGUUUCUUGUUCUGGGGUGCGGAAGAUUCGGGCUACCCGCGGUUGACGGUUCAAGUUAGAGAUGGAGACCACCGAAUGGCGGACACUGUUCGUGGGAUAUCUCGUGCAUUGUCAUUGCAGACCAUCCAUCUCCGCCCUGACUCGGGUCGCCCGUCUGGAACGCCAGGAAGUGGGAUGUACCUCCCCGAGUAUUUGUGUGCCUAUACGAUUGCGGCGACGGAAAUUAGCUUGCGCGGACAAGGCACAUAUCCAACCGUGGUGCAUGGGCUGAGCGACGCCGCACAGCAUACUGUUCGAGGCAUUAUUGCCUGCCUCACGAAACUCGCUGCAUUGCAAUUAGAUCCUAGCGGGGACGCUGCGGCCAACAGACCGAGUAUCCAAGAAGCGAUUCUACACCCCGUUCUACCCGAGUGGUCGCGGAAACGAAUGCCAUUCUUGCUCAGAGACCCAAUGGUCGUGUUGGUCGAAGUAGCUGCCGUUGCACCGGCCUUACUUCCUUAUAUGGCUACUCUAAUGUAUUACGCGCAUCUUGCUCGAAUGACCCUCACGCUCGUCGCACAGCUUGAUCGCGUACCUUCAGGAGCUCUGCUCGGAAAAGAAGAAGCAACCCCGCUCUUGGGUGACAUCACGACGUUCACUACCUCGGCCGUGAGACAUUGUCCCAAGUUGGCCAUUCGAGCUGAACAAGUUCUUGCGACAACGCCUGAUGGAGCUCUUGCCCGCCUCGUGCAUUCCUUAACCCUUCCAUUCUUGAGGCGCACGGCAAUUCUGAUGAAGGCUGUGUUACCUGGCUGCAUUCAACCUGGGGAUGCAGAAGGGUCCGGAGAGUAUGAACGACUGCUUGCGAUGCUCAAGAUUCCUCCUCCUUCUACGAUUUCUGAACAUGGCUAUCUUCAAUCAUUACUCCAGAAUUGGAGCCAACACUUUGGAAUGUACAUGAACCAGGUCGGGCUUCAACCCAUUGCCCGAAUUGAAUAUCCCUCUCCGUACAGGCUUGUGCAACUUCCAGCUCUGUUGGACGAGUUGUUUGCGGAACAGAACACGCUCAAGUGCAAGCGAUGCAAGACUGUACCCUUGGACGCAGCCAUCUGUUUGUUCUGUGGAACAAUCUGUUGCUUCCAGAGUCACUGUUGUUUUGAUCCGGAGGACACUUCGAAGGGAGAGUGCAAUAUGCAUUUGAGAGAGUGUGGGGGAGCAGUCGGUUUGUAUUUCCUCGUACGUCGAUGCGCGAUUUUGUAUCUCUCUGCUGGGAACGGGAGCUUUGGACAGGCCCCAUAUCUUGAUGUUCAUGGUGAAGUUGAUUAUGGCAUGCGUCGCGGCAGGCGUCAAUUUCUCAAUCCUCAAAGGUUUGAAGAACUUCGCCGUGUAUGGCUAAUGCACGGAAUCCCAACAUUCGUAGCGCGUAAACUUGAUGGAUUGAUGGAUUAUGGUGGCUGGGACGGAUUGGGAUUGGUUAUUGUCUGGCAUCCUUCCAUACUCACCUUCUACGCAGCAAACACAGCAAUUGAGCAAGUGGCGAUGAACAGCGAGCAAGAAAGGAAAAGGGAUAGGCGUUUCUCUGUGCGAUUCGAUUCGAGUGACCGCCCAGCAUGUCAGACGAAUGUGUUAGCUGGCAUUGGUGUUCGCGUUGCUUUAUAUGCGCAGAUCGUUCUGGCUUGGGGCAUGUCUCUUUAUUGGCCUGACACCUUUGUCAGGAAUUCCCGUGCUGCUUAUAUGACUGCGACAGCGGUUUUGGUUUCGUCCCUUAUCGAGUGGAAAAAACAGGGAUCAAGCUUGUUGGACGCCGUGGUUGUCUCACUGAUGACCAGCAUCAUGAUCAUAUUUAUCGUCGUGUCCGGCACGACGCGUGAGAAGAUCAAAAUCACUUCUGGCCAAUCUAGUCAAGAUACCUCCACUGGUACUGGUACUAAUUCUGGCACUCGUGAUCAAACCAGUAUACCCACUGAUAACCCUCAACCCUCGAGUACCAUUACCUCCAAUGCGCCACAGCCCUCCGCCGUACAACCGGGCAAUACCCAACAUGCAAACGCCUCAAGUACCACUCCAAAUUCUACACAACCUGCUCCAUCAACUCCACAACAAUCAAUUGCAGGACAGAAGGCUGCCGUACAUACUGCCGAAUCUUCUUCACUUCGUCCGCGAAGAUCAAAUACUCAAUGGUUCAUUCGCUUUUGCUUCGUUAACCUAUGGGGUGGCUUCUGCUUCAACCUCUGGAAUGAUCCUGCUCACUUCGGACUUCAAGGCCCAAAGGCCAACUGUACUACCAAUAAUGACGUCAUAGUCUGGGUGUUUGGGGUCGAUGUGAAAGCUAACGUUUUAGACCCCGUUUACAACUUCCUUGCCACGAUUUCGUUGAAAAAGGACAACACGACACAACCCACUAUUGGGUCCAGGAAGCUCCAUCAAGACCCCAUAAUCAAUAAGAUCCACUACUUCCUUCAUAUCAUUGCAUUCGGCACUCUCGUCUACCUAGUCGUUUCAACCGAAAUGACCAUUCGUGGCAAUGAUAAAAAGGGCGCGACAAUGGGGUGGUCGUACGGUCAAGUAAUCGCAUUGAUACUUCUUUCCCAACAAUUCAACGACCUGUGCUCCACCUAUAUUGAUAACAAGGAGGCUCGCCAGUCGACGCCGAAUCAGGGGCCUCAACUCGCUCAAGUUGACGCCGAGGCUCAGAACGAUAUCCAGCUAAAGAACAUGGCACCUGAGAAUUCACAAGGCCCCACUUCAUAG